ACCAAACAUUUCCUUUCAAAUGAAUCCACCUCCCUCCUCUCUAACAAUCUAGCUUCUUUUCCUUUCAACAAACACUCUCUCUCUUUGUGAUGGAACUGUUCACCCCAUCGUGUCUCAAGUUUCUAUUUUACUCUCUUGUGAUCUUAUUCCUUAUUCUUACUCGUGCAAACUCUCAAUCUCAGUUGCAUGAUCAAGAACAUGCAACACUACUUAAGAUAAAGCAGUCUCUUGAAAACCCUUCAUUCCUCAGUCACUGGACCUCAUCAAACUUCUCUUACUGCUCUUGGAAAGAGAUAACAUGCAACACUGGCUCUGUCACUGGUUUGACUUUGGCCAACGGAAACAUCGAUCAAACCAUACCCUCUUUCAUAUGUGACCUCAAAAACCUCACACAUGUUGAUUUCAACAACAAUUUCAUUCCUGGGGAGUUCCCAACUUCUCUCAACAAUUGCUCCAAGUUGGAGUACCUAGACCUGUCCAUGAACAACUUUGUUGGUAGCAUCCCUCAUGACAUUGACAGGUUCUUUAAUUUGCAGUAUCUUAACCUCAGUUAUACCAACUUCUCUGGUGACAUUCCAGCUAGCAUUGGAAGGCUAAAGGAACUGAGACAUCUUGAUCUUCAAUACUGUCUACUCAAUGGAACCUUCCCUGCUGAGAUUGGCAACUUGUCCAAUCUUGAAACCUUGGACUUGUCCUCUAACAUUUUCGCUCCUUCGAGGUUGCACAAUAACUGGACACUGUUGAACAAGUUGAAGGAAUUUUACAUGUUUGACUCCAACUUGGUUGGGCAGAUCCCUGAAACCAUUGGAGACAUGGUGGCUUUGGAGAUUUUGGAUAUCUCACAAAACAGUUUGAGUGGACAAAUUCCCAAGGGUUUGUUCCUGCUGAAGAAUCUGAGCAUAAUGUUUCUUUCGAGAAACAAACUUUCUGGGGCAUUACCUGAUGUGGUAGAGGCAUUGAAUUUGACCAUCAUUGAUCUCACACAGAAUGGUAUCUCAGGAAAAAUACCAGAUGGUUUUGGAAAGCUCCGAAAGUUAACUGGUUUGGCUUUGUCUUUGAAUAACUUGCAAGGGGAGCUACCACAAAGCUUAGGCCUUCUUCCAUCUUUGAUAGAUUUUAAAGUAUUUUCCAACAAUUUAUCAGGUACCCUUCCUCCAGACUUUGGCCGCUCAUCGAUGCUUAAAACGUUUAUGAUUUCAACUAAUACUUUUAGUGGAAAGCUACCAGAGAACUUGUGCUAUAAUGGUCACUUGCUUAACAUAUCUGUCUAUGAAAAUUAUCUAAGUGGAGAGUUGCCACAAUCACUAGGGAAUUGUAGUAGCCUGAUGGAUCUGAAAAUUUAUAGUAAUGAGUUUUCUGGUAGCAUUCCUAGUGGUCUUUGGACUUUCAACUUGUCAAAUUUCAUGGUGAGCUAUAAUAAGUUCACUGGUGAGCUUCCUGAGAGAUUGUCACCAACUAUUUCACGCUUGGAGAUAGAUCACAAUGAGUUUUAUGGUAGGAUUCCAACUGGGGUAUCUUCAUGGACUACAGUGGUAGUGUUUAAAGCCAGUAAGAACCACCUUAAUGGGAGUAUUCCAAAAGAGUUAACAUCUCUUCCCAAGCUAACAACUCUUUGGCUUGAUCAUAACCAGUUCACUGGACCACUUCCAUCAGAUAUAGUAUCAUGGAAGUCCCUUGCAUUACUAAAUUUGGGCCAAAACCAACUCUCUGGACAUAUCCCGGAUUCAAUUGGUUUGUUACCAGUCCUUAGUGAACUUGACUUGUCAGAAAACCAAUUAUCUGGUGAAAUUCCUUCUGUACUUCCCAGACUCACCAUUCUCAAUCUAUCCUCCAAUUAUUUAACAGGGAGGGUUCCAAGUGAACUUGAAAAUUCUGCUUUUGCCAGAAGCUUUUUGAACAAUUCUGGCCUCUGUGCUGAUACCCCAACAUUGAAUCUCAGGUUGUGCAAUUCUAGCCCUCAAAGGAAAAGCAAUGACUCAUCUUGGUCUCUUGCUUUGAUUAUAAGCCUGGUGGUUGUGGCAUGCUUCCUGGCUUUGUUGACAUCACUCUUGAUCAUCAAAUUUUACAGAAAAAGAAAGCAAGGCUUGGAAGGUUCAUGGAAGCUCAUUUCCUUUCAAAGGCUGACUUUCACUGAAUCAAACAUAGUGUCAUCAUUGACAGAACAUAACAUUAUUGGCAGUGGUGGAUACGGUGCAGUAUACCGUGUUGCAGUUGAUGGUUUAGGCUAUGUUGCUGUGAAAAAGAUUUGGGAAAACAAGAAGUUGGACAAGAAUCUUGAGACCUCAUUUCACACUGAAGUUAAAAUAUUGAGCAACAUUCGUCACAGGAACAUUGUGAAGUUGAUGUGCUGCAUCUCUAAUGAGGACUCUAUGCUCCUUGUGUAUGAGUAUGUGGAAAACCGUAGCCUUGACAGGUGGCUGCACAGGAAGAACAAGUCAUCAGCCGUGUCAGGUUCAGUCCAUCAUGUUGUCCUUGAUUGGCCAAAGAGAGUGCAUAUAGCCAUUGGAGCUGCACAAGGUUUGAGCUACAUGCAUCAUGAUUGCUCACCACCUAUUGUGCAUCGCGAUGUGAAAACAAGCAACAUUCUUUUGGAUGCUCAAUUCAAUGCAAAAGUUGCUGAUUUUGGUCUGGCUAGGAUGUUAAUGAAGCCAGGGGAACUUGCUACCAUGUCAUCAGUUAUUGGCUCAUUUGGCUAUAUGGCUCCAGAAUAUGUUCAAACAACUCGAGUCAGUGAAAAGAUUGAUGUAUUCAGCUUUGGAGUGAUCCUAUUGGAACUGACAACUGGUAAACAAGCUAAUUAUGGUGAUGAGCACUCAUCUCUUGCAGAGUGGGCAUGGCGCCACCACCAGUUAGGAAGCAACAUAGAAGAGCUUCUUGACAAAGAAGUCAUGGAAACUAGUUACUUGGAUGGCAUGUGUAAGAUUUUCAAACUAGGGGUCAUGUGUACUGCAACACUUCCUGCUAGUAGACCUUCCAUGAAGGAGGUCCUGCAAGUAUUGCUUUCUUUUGAAGAGUCAUUUUCUAAAGGAGAGAGCAAUAUUGGCCACUAUGAUGAUGUUCCCCUUCUUAGAAAUUCAAAAAGAGAGCAUAAGUUGGAUGUUGAUAAUGAUAUCUAACUAGAUUGGUAUCAUGUUGAUGUUGGAUACUGCUGAAAAGUGUGACUAACCAAUUGAGCUUCCAUGUAGAUUAUUGCCAACUCUCGAAUUGAAGUCAGUGGAACACAGCCAUAUGAUUGCAGAUUUAGGAUAUUAGUACUAUAGAGUGCAUGGAAAAUGACACAAUAUAAGACCAAGUACUUAUUUUUGUUAAGUGAGAUUAAUCCUCAGGGUGGUGAUUAGUAACAGGAUUCUGAUUAAUCCCCAACAGAAUCUCUCAAAUACGUUGUAAAUGCACUUAGUUCCUAGUCCUUAAUAAUUUUUUGGUAUCACAA
Messenger RNA from Cajanus cajan (pigeon pea), 3430 nucleotides. RefSeq lists its product as uncharacterized. Gene Ontology annotation, molecular function: ATP binding; protein kinase activity; protein binding. Lineage: Eukaryota; Viridiplantae; Streptophyta; Magnoliopsida; Fabales; Fabaceae. The record is from RefSeq and is a predicted model, not a curated record. Gene Ontology annotation, biological process: protein phosphorylation.